UUUGACGUAAAUGAACGGUCCAGGCGAUUUACCCUUACAACACUACAGUGGAACGCCCGACGCCAAUAAUUGCAGUAUCAUAUCGAUAAUACCCACGCUAGGCAUGUCAUCAUGUAGAGGUCGGGCUGAGGCAUUUGCACGCCGUUUGUCAUCAAAGUUGCGCACGUUAGGCUCACAGGCUGACGACAGCGAAAACUCUGGUGAUGAACAACCCAUUAUCAAUGGAGAACCCAAAAACACUUGGGUAUCCGGACACGAUGGUGGCCAAACAGUCACAGAUUUACAACCCCUGAGACAUGAAUCGGAUUCAUUUUUCGAUUUCGAUUGUGAACUGGAAAGUCCUGGCAGUCCUGUGGAUGAAUGUGAAUAUUUAAGACUCAUCGAAUCGACUUCAAAUACUCCACACAAUUCGGCAGCAGAGUCAGGAUAUGCUUGUGCCUCGGCCGCCAGUUCUCAUAGUUCCUCAGAUGGUCCGUAUUUCGAUGUAAAUUCGGAAAGUGAAUCAAGUCAACAACAGAAAGCUCAUCUCUGUCAGCCACAUCAGAAGGAGGGCACUGACGAGGUGGACUUCCCCCGGGCCAAAGCCAUCAAUGAUGGAAUCGCCUUGCCUGUCUGUAAUGGUCAUGCCUGUGAACUGUUUACCAAACCUUUGAAAAUUCCAACCGGCAAUGAGGAAGGAAAACCCCAACAUACAUACAAGGAUGUGUCGAAACCACUGCCUAGUGAAGGUCCGGAUAUUGAGAAAAAUCACACAGUCCAAGAAAAUAAAAAUCUGCAAGAGGAAAUUUUAAAGGAACUACAACAGCAAUCACAGAAUGUUACGGAACAUGAAAAAGAUGAGAAGGACACAACCAGCAGCACCACCGCAGCACAGGAAACAUCAGAGCCAAAUACAGAACAGCAGGCUGUAGAGCAGCACAUCCUUGUCAAUGGUCAUGCAGAGAAUGGUGAAGAGGUUUUGAAAAUCGAAAUUUGUCAAGAAGAAACAACUGCGGAAGACACCAAAGAACCCACAGUGAGCCAAGAGGUCAGUGCGGAGGGCACAGAAACACAGAGUGAGACCAUUGACACACAGAAACAACUUUUGAACAGCUCACACUUGGACACAACAGACGACGAGGAAGAUUGUCGACCACAACGAGUAAAACGCUGUUCCUCCCUGAAAACCGGCAAAACACCACCCGGUACACCGGGCCGCAAGAAAAUUGUACGCUUUGCCGAUGUCCUCGGUCUAGAUUUGGCCGAUGUUAAAACGUUCCUCAAUGAAAUACCAAAUAUACCCAAGUCCGCCUUUGAAGAUUUGGAAAUCAAUGAAAAUGAACCGCCCAUACAGUUGGGUCCCAAGACCGAUAAACUUCUGAUGCCUCUGUUCCAGCAACCGGGUGGCCUACCCAAUUUCCUUGACAUUGUCAAGGACAAACAGGUGUCGCUGGAGAAUGCCGCCGUCACCGAUCACAUCAAUCACACAAUUACCGGCAGCGUGCGCGUGCGAAAUUUGGACUUUCACAAAUCCGUACACAUACGUUAUACCCUGGAUAAUUGGCGUAGCUAUGCUGAUCUACAGGCAAAUUAUGUAGAAAACACCUGUGAUGGCUUCUCCGAUAAAUUCUCCUUUGUGCUGUUCGGCAAUUCGCUGCAUGUUGGCCAGCGUUUGGAAUUUGCCGUACGUUUCCAGUGUAAGGGCCAACAGUAUUGGGAUAAUAAUUAUGGUUCGAAUUAUUGUUUCCAAUGUUUGCCAACAUCGACGCCGACAAUAACACCGCCGGCAAUGCCGUCACAUCACACGAAUAACAGUCAUUUGGUGGGGAUAUUGAGUCCAGUAGCUGGAGAUGCCUGGUGCACUUCGUUCUAUUGA
This is a messenger RNA of Musca vetustissima, 1855 nucleotides long. RefSeq names its product glycogen-binding subunit 76A-like. NCBI's taxonomy places the organism in Eukaryota, Metazoa, Arthropoda, Insecta, Diptera, Muscidae. The transcript is spliced from 2 exons. Gene Ontology annotation, molecular function: glycogen binding; protein phosphatase 1 binding. Bases 11 to 1855 code for a protein of 614 amino acids. The record is from RefSeq and is a predicted model, not a curated record. Gene Ontology annotation, cellular component: protein phosphatase type 1 complex. Gene Ontology annotation, biological process: regulation of glycogen biosynthetic process.